AUGUUUCUGGCGAACUUCAUACCUAUCUCAGUAUUGCUUGCACAAGCGCUGGCAGCUCCUCUUGCUACGUUGAAGCCUGCGAAUAUCACGUACAAAGGAUAUACCGAUCCUGAAGGAGAGGUCGAAUCCUUUCUGAAUAUCAAAUUCGCACAGGACACCAGUGGUUUCAAUCGGUUUCGACGACCUAUCCCCUUUCAGCCGGAGCCCAACUCUACCGUGGACGCUACAGUCAAGGGUGCAGCAUGCCCGCAACGCAAAGUGCCCGUGCCCGGCCUCCCAUUCUUCCAUAAUGUAACCAACAUAUCCGAGGAUUGUCUUACUCUCCGUAUCAGUCGUCCCGCCAACCUGACAGACCAUGCGAAGCUGCCAGUCAUGGUGUGGAUUUAUGGAGGUGGAGACACCAUUGGUCAGAUCUACGACGAGUUAUAUGAUCCAACAAACCUUGUCAAAGAGGCUGCGGCCAGGGAUGCUCCCAUCAUUUAUGCCGCCGUGAACUACCGAGUGACUGCCUUUGGUUUUGCUGCUUCGCCGGCUCUGGCAGAUGAAGGCAAUCUUAACGCAGCUUUGCUCGACCAGCGUCUCGGUAUCGAGUGGAUCAGAGAAAACAUUGCGACCUUUGGCGGUGACCCGGGCAACAUUACAAUUUUUGGAGAAUCCGACGGAGCCACGAAUGUUGGUCUGCAGCUUACUGCCUAUGGCGGAAAGCGUCAUGCGCCGUUCAAAAGAGCAAUCAUGGAAAGUGGCUCGCCGGCCGCUGACCCUGGAGUUGCAAGCCAACUGGCAUGGAAUGCUACGGAUAUACUUGCAGAACUUACCAACUGCACAAGUCAAAAUGGCACCAAUGUUGAAACUCUGAAGUGUCUUCGGUCGCUGCCCAUGGAAGUCAUAUUGGAAAAAGCGGAUGAGGCUUCCUUGGACCUGGUGCCUGAAUCAGGUUUCGAGACUUUCUUGCCUACCGUCGAUGAAGAUUUCAUUCCUGAGGCACCGUCAAAGAUGGUGCGCGAAGGACACUUUUACAAAGAUAUCGAUGUCAUCGUCGGAUGGAAUGAGAAUGAUGGUACCAUGUUUGUCAACAAGACGGUCUCUUCUGACGCCGAGGUGGCUGCACAAGUCAAGACGUACUACCCCGGCUUGACCGACGCGAGCAUUUCCUACAUCCUUGACCUCUAUCAAACUUCAGAUUUCUCAGCAAAAUACGGCAUAUCGGCUCAGUACUACCGACUUGCUCAGAUCUGGCGAGAUGCGGAAUUUGUGUGUCCAUCGAUAGUGCUCGCCAACCAAGUCCAUCAAUACGGUGCGCGAUCCUACCUCUUUGACUUGAAUCAAACCCUCUACGAUGAAUCGGACCCGGCUCUGCGUGCCGACUGUACUAUGCAUACCUCUGAUCUUCCAUAUGUAUUUGACACUGCCUCGACAUACAAAAACACUACCCAGAGCGAUGAUGAGCUAGCGAACAACAUGUCGAAUACAUGGGUGAUGUUUGCUCACACUGGCUCUGUGCCGGGAUCCUUGAGCUGGCCCCAGGCCUACGAAAGCGCACACAACGUGACGUUUCCAGAGACGGUUGAUGUUCGCGUUCUGGGCGGACACACCUCUGGAGUGGCCCGCGUGGAAGAAGCAUUUGAAAACACUGGCCUAUUGGAAAAUGAAUUACUGCUUGAAAGGUGUUUCUUUUGGACGAGUGAAAAGAUCUUUGCCCAAUUACGGACAUAAGGACUUGUGCAAAGCAAAGGAGCACAGAGACUCUUCCUCGCUUGCUACUCGUUCCUCAUCUUUGCGCGUGGAGUUGGUGAUUUGGUGUUUCAUGGCUUUGGACGGGAAAAAAGUUUGAGGAUGUUUUGAUGAGGUUUUGAAAAUGGAGGUUCUUGUCAAAAAGAGUACUGUACUAUUAUUUAAGAUUCUCUAUGUGUAUUACCAUCUAACGUAUACCAAUUUAAUUCUCAGUCCCGAAUAAACAUGCGCCUCAUAUGAUGAGUCAAGGAC
Molecule: messenger RNA, 1983 nt
Organism: Xylona heveae TC161
Lineage: Eukaryota; Fungi; Ascomycota; Xylonomycetes; Xylonales; Xylonaceae
Product: alpha/beta-hydrolase
Exons: 7
Coding region: 1-1713 (570 amino acids)
Molecular function (GO): carboxylic ester hydrolase activity
Source: RefSeq, a predicted model, not a curated record